Messenger RNA from Branchiostoma floridae (Florida lancelet), 2844 nucleotides. Its product is annotated as atrial natriuretic peptide receptor 1-like. Gene Ontology annotation, molecular function: guanylate cyclase activity; ATP binding; peptide receptor activity. Gene Ontology annotation, biological process: intracellular signal transduction; cGMP biosynthetic process; protein phosphorylation. Lineage: Eukaryota; Metazoa; Chordata; Leptocardii; Amphioxiformes; Branchiostomatidae. The record is from RefSeq and is a predicted model, not a curated record. The transcript is spliced from 15 exons. The coding region runs from base 195 to 2153 and encodes 652 amino acids.
UCUCUUCUUUCCUUUUUCAGAAUGGAAGGUUCGUCCCAACCGUGGGCUUCUCUAUCGAAAACAAAUCUCUGGCCUUCAUCCCCGGUGUCACGCCAUGUCCGGAGUCAGAAAACUGCCUGUCUUUCCGCUACUGCGCAGAAAACUGUCCCUGCCUGGGACCGGCAUGCACGGAAAACAAGUCAUCGGAUUUGCCGAUGAUUAUUGGAGUCUCUGUGGCUGCUGUUGUCCUCGUGGGUCUGCUGUCAAUGGCUGGUCUGCAUCUGAAGAACGAGGGCUUUCUUAGUUCGGUGUCUCCCAGGAGAAACAAAGGGAGAAACUGUUGGAAAGUCAGCCUGGAAGACAUCAAGUUUGCCGAUAGGAGCAGAGCCGUCUUACCCGGGUUGAGGUUCGGGUCUCCCGCGAGCGGUGCUGUUUCGGGCAAACACCAGUCCCUCCUCAGCUCGUUCACAGGGGCGAGUCACGCGUCACUGCUGAACCUGGGAACGACACGUAAGUUUGUGCCGUCAGUUGGGACGUACAGCGGCCGGCCGGUAGCCGUGAAGAAGGUGUCACUGGGAGACUUCAACAUCACUUCAAACGUGAAACGGGAGCUUGCACAGAUCUGCAGCUUUCACCACGUGAACCUGAACAUGCUGCACGGCAUCUGUUUCCCUCCACACGGCUCUGGUGACGUCACCAUUAUCAGCGACUACUGCCAAAGAGGGAGCUUGGAGGACAUCAUAGAGACGGAAGAAAUACGACUGGAUAACGUCUUUGUGUGGUCUUUCAUGAACGACUUGGUUAAGGGCAUGCUGUACCUACACAACAGCGAAGUCAAGUCUCACGGCAACCUGCGGCCCAGUAACUGCGUCAUCGACAGCCGCUGGGUGCUGAAGCUGACGGACUUCGGCUCCAUCAGCUGUGCCGCCAGCUGUGAGAAAACUCGGCAGGCGGAGGAUGUCGCCAGAUUCACUCGGAUGUUUUGGGUUGCUCCCGAGUUGUUACGCCGGGAAUGCCCAUUGAAAGGCUCCCAGAAGGGUGACGUGUACUCUUUCGCCAUGGUGGCCUAUGAAGUCGCCACCCGCUCAGCCCCUUACACCGAUAGUCAACUCACCCCGAGAGAGAUCGUCCGCAAGGUGAUCCGGCGGGAGGACCCCUUGAUGCGGCCAGAGACCGGAGAGGAUUUCUCCAGCAUGCCGGGGCUGGAGUCGCUCAUCAAGGACUGCUGGACCGAGCUCCCCGAGAACAGGCCUGACUUCACCGCCAUUAGGAAGAGAUUGAAAGGAAUGGAGUAUGGAAGAACUUUCAACAUCGUAGACAACGUGAUCGCGAAGUUAGAGAAGUACACUAAGAACCUGGAGAGCGUGGUGGCGGAGAGGACGGCCCAACUGGAGGACGAGAAACGGAAGACGGAACUCCUGCUGCAGAGAAUGCUACCAAAUUCGGUUGCGGACACGUUAAAGCAAGGUAAUCCAGUGACGGCAGAACAUUACGACAUGGCAACCAUCUUCUUCAGCGACAUCGUGGGGUUCACUGAAAUGGCGGCGGACAGCUCACCUAUGGAUGUAGUGACCAUGCUAAACGAUCUGUACUGCUGUUUUGAUGCCAUCAUUGACGGGUUUGACGUCUACAAGGUGGAGACGAUCGGAGACGCGUACAUGGUGGUGUCGGGUCUGCCCGAGCGGAACGGAGACCGACACGUCACGGAGAUUGCCGACAUGGCGCUCACGCUGUUACGGGACGUGCACAGCUUCCGCAUCAGUCACAAGGCCGACCAGAAGCUGCAGCUGCGGAUAGGCAUCCACACAGGUCCGGUGGUGGCGGGAGUGGUAGGGCUGACCAUGCCGCGCUACUGUCUGUUCGGGGACACCGUCAACACGUCAUCCCGCAUGGAGUCCACCGGCGCCCCCUUGCGGAUCCACGUGAGCGGCACCACGGCCAAAAUGCUGGCUCAGCACAAAGUCUACGACCUCGUGCUCCGGGGAGAGAUACAGGUCAAGGGUAAAGGGAAGAUGACCACAUACUGGUUGUUGGAUAAAGUCCAGAAAGGCCAAGAGGAGCCUGAAGAACCCCCAACACAGCCACAGCCACAGCCACAGCCUCAGCCACAGCCUGGCCAACACAAGAGACAGAAGACUGUCAUGUCUACCCUUGGGCAGAAGUCACUUGACUAGGAAAUGGUUAUCUCCAAGAAGAUGUUGGGAGGGAACCUGUCAAGUAUUGUCUGGGGUCAUGUUGUCAUCUCAACCAAUAAUAGAAUAGCCCAACCAAUCUUAAGUCAGGUUGAAAAGUCAUGACAUCAUGUCAUACCUCUGCCAUUACCUCAUAACCAUGUGGUCCUCGUGCAGCAUUGCUAUCGAUCACUUUUGGUACAAACCAUUUCUGAUACACUUCCUCACAAUUGUGUAUGAUUUGUUAUCAACUUGGAAAGUAUGUUUAGUCUAAACAUGUCACUGUACAUUGUGGCUGUACAUGGGGUCUUCAAAUAUUUGAGUAUGUUUUAUUAACUUUUUCUAGACUUAUCUGAAAACAUUUGCAAAUACAAGUAGCUUUUAUUGGCCAAGUUCAAAGAUGCAUUAUCUAUACUGCAGAAAUAUACACACACUUAAGCUGACAAUGCCUAUUGGGGCAUUUGCUGUGAUACAGAUAAGGAUUUUUCCAUUGGAACUGUUGCUGUAUGGCUGAAAUGUUUUACAAUACCUAAGCUUAGAACUUGUCAUUCUGUAAAACUAAUGUACAAUAGCAAACUUGUUUUGAAUUAAUUCUAUAGCAAAUCCCAGAUGCUCUGACUAUGUAGCCACACUUGUGUUGUGCUCUUCUUUGUUGGUGAGUUCUAAUUUCAAAAUGAGAGAAUUAGGAAAAAAA